This is a messenger RNA of Asterias rubens (European starfish), 2900 nucleotides long. Its product is annotated as RING-type E3 ubiquitin-protein ligase PPIL2-like. Lineage: Eukaryota; Metazoa; Echinodermata; Asteroidea; Forcipulatida; Asteriidae. Gene Ontology annotation, molecular function: ubiquitin-ubiquitin ligase activity; peptidyl-prolyl cis-trans isomerase activity. Gene Ontology annotation, cellular component: catalytic step 2 spliceosome. Gene Ontology annotation, biological process: protein peptidyl-prolyl isomerization; protein polyubiquitination; protein folding. The transcript has 18 exons. The record is from RefSeq and is a predicted model, not a curated record. The coding region runs from base 98 to 1690 and encodes 530 amino acids.
GUAAUUUUUUUUAGUGAGUCUGUGUUUUUGGUGCGGUGUAUCCUUUCAGUUUUCACUCCUUCUGUCUGAAAAACAUAGUUUUCUUCGAUAAAGAAAGAUGGGGAAGCGACAGCAUCAAUCAGAUAAGAUGUACAUUACAUCGAAGGAAUGGGCAGCCUUCUAUGGCGGAAAGAAACCAGAUACUGGUGAAAGAGCAGCUUUUCGACGCUUGCCAUAUGACCAUUGUAGUUUGUCCUUCCAGCCUUUUGAACACCCGUACUGUACCAAAGAUGGAGUCAUAUUUGACCUGGUCAGCAUCAUGCCUUAUAUCAAGAAAUAUGGAACAAACCCAAUCACGGGUGAAGCAAUGGAUACAAAGGCCCUCAUCAAAUUGAACUUCCACAAGAAUUCUGGUGGUAAAUACCAUUGUCCGGUCACCUUUAAAGUAUUCAAUGCAAACACACACAUUGUUGGCGUCAAACCUACAGGCAAUGUGUAUGCGUAUGAGGCAAUUGAGCAGCUGAACAUUAAGACCAAGAACUGGAAGGACCUUUUGACGGAUGAACCAAUCACCAGAAAGGACCUGAUCACGCUACAAGAUCCCAGCCAUUUGGACAAGUUCAAUAUCUCUGCCUUCUAUCAUGUGCAGAAUAACAUCAAAGUGGAGACUGAAAGUGAGAAGAGAGCAAAGGAAGGAGCAAAUUACUACAUGAAUUCCACCAACUCUGAGACUAAGAACAUUCUGAAGGAACUGUACAGAGACUACAAACCUGCAGAAAAGAAGGAAGAUGACACAAAGGGUGCAGACCACCUAAAUGCUGCUCAUUACAGCACGGGAAUGGUUGCAGCAGGUUUCACCUCUACGGUCAUGAGUCCAGAAACAUCACAAAAAGCAGCUGUAAUUGAUGAGGAUGUUAUCAGAUAUGAGCGAGUGAAGAAAAAAGGUUACGUUCGUCUGAUGACCAGCAAGGGAGUUCUGAACCUUGAGCUUCACUGUGAUUUGGUCAAAAAAACUUGUGAGAAUUUCUUAAAAUUGAUUGCCAAGGGCUACUACAAGGGAACGAUAUUCCACAGGUCCAUCAAAAACUUCAUGAUUCAAGGCGGGGAUCCAACAGGGACUGGCAAAGGAGGUGAGUCUGCGUGGGGUGACCCAAUUAAGGAUGAGUUCAAGCUAGGCCUUUCUCACACAGGCCGAGGUAUUCUCAGCAUGGCCAACUCAGGACCAGACACCAACAAAUCACAAUUUUUCAUCACGUAUAGAUCCUGCAAGCAUUUAGAUAAGAAGCACACCAUCUUUGGGAGGUUGGUGGGAGGAAUGGAUACACUAGCUAAUAUGGAGAGGGUAGAGACAGACAAGAAAGACCGGCCUAAGGAGGUCAUUACUAUUGAAGAUGCUGUUGUCUUCGUUAAUCCAUUUGAUGAAGUAGAUGAAGAGCUCGCAAGUGAACGAAGGAAAAAGCAGGAAGAAAUAGAGUCCAAGAAAGACAGCCAGCCCACAAAGGUUACUGGCGUGUUACCAAGCUCAGAAGAAAAACCUGCAACAUACAGACGAGGCGUUGGCAAGUACAUCCCCUCAACAGCAACAUCACCUAGCCAAGCACAAAGCACAAGUAAGCGACCUUCAGAAACCUCUGUCAGUUCAGAUGCCACAUCAUCAUCAAAAAAGAAGUCAAAGUCAUCCUCAAAGUUUACAGACUUCAGUGCUUGGUGACAGAGUGGGAUUGCUUGUUGCACCAGCAACUUCUAUGCAGAUCAACCCAGCCACUUUGGGUAAGGGUCGUUGACCUCCAUUGUACAAUAUUUGUCUGGAGAUUUGUAAUUUCUUAAAUAUUCAGGCCUGGAACUAUGCAGGAGCCAUAAAGGCUAUGGCUUCUGUUGCCCCUGGUCUUAGCCUUGGUGUCCCAUCAAAAGUUCCCCAUAGACAUAAAGAUUUGCCACUGGAAGUGGUGGGUUUAUGAGGUUUCAUCUAUACACAGAUCAAAAUUUUAGCAGUUCUUGACCAUGAUGAUUUGUCUUUACAGAAUUUAUCCCUAAACCACCAUCACCCCUUGAAACAAAAAUAGUUUGGAGUCAGAUUUAAUGCAUAAUUGUUUCCUUCGCUGCCUUUCACCUCUGUGGACCCCCUAUUCACACUAGAGCCAUUCAUGUGCAUUGAGAUUUCAGUCCCAAUCGGACUGCAUGUAAAGGCAGACUAUUGAUAGUGUUACUGAUCAUUAUGUUGUUGGGUGUAUAAUAAAAUGAAGUAAACUAUAAAAAAAUCUGUUGAUAAUCAUAAAUAAACAAACACCCCCGUAAUACGCACUUAGACAGAAAACCUUACAGCAGAGAGAGAGAGAGACUGGGCUUUCCACUUGGGUUCGAUUGUUUCUUUUCUGAAAAGUUUCAUGUUUCAUUAUUUUGGUGUUUAAAAUAACAUACAAUUUUUUUUUUUACAGUUCCUGCCUAAGAUUUACCCCAUGUGUAGCUCUUGUAAGCACAAUGAAAGGGGUGACUUUUGUUAAAAGCUACAUUGUGUAGAUCGGAAUAACACCAUUUCCAACCCCUCGUUGUUCACGUUAGCCCUAAAACUCUUACAGAUUUACAUGUACCCUUCCUUAUGAUUAUACCAUACAAAACAUUAACAACCUAGUUGUCAGUUUAUCAAUCAGGAUUUCAAAAGAAUCAACAUGCCUUUAGAAAACGUUUUCUUGGUCUUUCUAAAUUAUGGAAAAGUGAGUCUUGUGUAUAAAUAUUGAAGGUUAUCCUUCAGACCUUUACUGUACAUGUUGUUUACUAAAGUUUAACAGUUUUAAAAUCACUUUUGUACAAAUUAUCACAGUUCUUAUUUUAACAAGGAUACAAUAGUUUGAUGUAAAAUGUGUAAAUAUCAGUGUGCGUUUCGAUCGAAUAAACUUGGAAAAGGAAGUCUGUUGUAGAGUUAA